AUGUCUAAAACAAGAUCUCAGAGAAGUCAGUCAAUUCCGGGAUCUGCUUCUGUAAAGGAUGAUAACAUAUUAUGUUGUGUAUGUGAUGCGGUGGUUCAAAUCGAGCCUUCGGACUUAUAUGAUGAAUUGGUGAAAUAUGCUAGCAAAAGUAAAAACAUGAAAUUUUAUUGUGAUAAUUGCGUGAAACAUGCUGAUGGUUUUAAAGGUCUUUUGCAGAUGCUUAACGAAAAAUUUGAAUCCAUUGAUUCUAGUCUUAAAACGUUUGAUUCCAUUGAUAUUGGGAUGAAAAAUCUGCAGUUGAGGCUUGAGUCAAGCGGUGAGAACCUAAAACAGUUAGAAAAACUAGACGAGAAACUUAGCCAGUCUAUUAAUUUCUUGAAAAACGAUAUCACCAAGUUUUGGUCAGACGUGGUAAAGAGUAAUUCUAAAAUUGUCGAUAACGAGGCUGCUACUUUGAGAAAUAUGAUCAGUACUUCAUUUUUCGAUGUGGUAAAAAAGGACCUCGACGUAGUUAGUAAAGAGGUCAUCUCUGUUCGCAGAACAAUUGAAGUGGCAAAUGAAGUUAAGGCCCGUGAGAACAACAUAGUUCUCUUUAAUUUCAGCGAAGACUUGGAUGUUGCUAAAGAUAGGGGUAAUGUUCUUGGCUUUUUAAGGUCCUUAACAGACGAGUCUCUGAAAGAUGAGGACAUAUUGAAAAUAUUCAGACAAGGUAAAAAGCCAAGCGUAUCGUCUCCCCCGCGUCCAGUGAUUGUUAUGUUUAUCAACCUUUCUGCAAAAGUCCUGGUUAUGAGAAGAUUGUUCAGAUUAGCGCUGCUGGAUGAAAAAAUGAGGGAAAGGUGUGGUCGGGCAAUGGAGAAUAGUGAGAUAUCCAAGGCCUGCUACCAAACCGGAUUAAAUUUGGGAUUGCUUAAUAUUAGAUUCAUUCGGUCAAAAUAUGAUAUAAUUCAUGAUUUGUUAUCAAAUGAUUUAGAUAUAUGUGUACUGACCGAAACAUGGCAUGGAUCAUCUGAUGAUAUUUCUGUGAAAUUGGCUAUGCCUUAUGGCUUCUCAUUUAUGGAUUAUUUGCGCCCACACGACCCUAAUCAUGGAGAAAUAAUUGUAUAUUUUAAGAAUGUUUUCAAGGUUAAAAAAUAG
This is a messenger RNA of Helobdella robusta, 1134 nucleotides long. RefSeq lists its product as hypothetical. Bases 1 to 1134 code for a protein of 377 amino acids. The transcript has 2 exons. The record is from RefSeq and is a predicted model, not a curated record. Lineage: Eukaryota; Metazoa; Annelida; Clitellata; Rhynchobdellida; Glossiphoniidae.